Molecule: messenger RNA, 843 nt
Organism: Candidula unifasciata
Lineage: Eukaryota; Metazoa; Mollusca; Gastropoda; Stylommatophora; Geomitridae
Source: the annotation of a GenBank genome assembly
AUGGCUACCACAGAGCGGAUAUCGUUUGGCUCACAUUACAAGUUUCCACUGAAACUUUAUCAGGUCGCUGAUGACGAGACCAUAAUUAAAUGGGCUGACGACGGUAACUCGGUUGUAGUUGAACAAGUGGAAUUCGAAGACAAUGUCAUGCUUUUUUACCCUGGUUUCGUUCAAGUGAGAUCAUUUCACAAUCUGCGACGUCUGUUCCGCGACUACGGAUUUCGGUUUCAAGUUUUGAGGAAAAGAAAACCGUAUGGCCUCAAGUUGAAGUUUCGCCAUCCGUUCUUUACCAGAACCAGGCCUGGCGAUGUGGUGCAGGUACGAAAGAUUUCGAGGAAAAACCCAUCGCCCCCUAAAUGCAUCGAUACAGAUUUGCCAAGACAACCAUAUUUUUCUAAACAAAGAGUAUUCAAGUAUUCUAAGUAUGAACACAAGCUGAACUCGAAGAUGGACAUUUUGGGAACUAGCUGUGGAGGACAAUACAUCCAGCCAAGUGCUGCUCCCUCGACUCUAGAUGAUGAUAACACAGAAACUAGAUCGUCAACAGUGCAAACAUUGCCUGUUAAUACAAUCCUGCCUAAAAUGUCUCACCAGCAUCAAGACCCAAGGCCUGGUAGUGUUCAGCUAACACCAUAUGAUAUCUUACAUCUGGCUCAAAUACUGGCCAAAAAUGAAAUGUCUGAAGCAGAAUUCUGGCAGUUAAUCACCCGGAGACGUGGUCUAGUCUGGGCAGACAAAUCGUGGGACGCUACCCUGAAUCUAUUAACAAAUCUUGUCAAUCCUGAAUUAUCUCUCUUACACCACCAAGGUUUCUACUACCAGCUUUCUAUUGGGGAAUUAUGA